Messenger RNA from Orbicella faveolata, 3035 nucleotides. RefSeq lists its product as uncharacterized. Gene Ontology annotation, cellular component: nucleus. The record is from RefSeq and is a predicted model, not a curated record. Lineage: Eukaryota; Metazoa; Cnidaria; Anthozoa; Scleractinia; Merulinidae.
AAAAUGUUGUACCCAGAAAGAAACUUUAUUUACAAAAUUUUUAUUUUCAUAUGGAAGUGGUUCACAGAUAAUAUCAUUGAGAGCCAGUCUGUAUGCAGGUGGCAAUGGCAACUGGCUCUACAAUGUAAUAACAUUUCCCUUUGAUUUUAACAAUUUAGAAGACAUUAAAUUCACAAAGAAGUGUUUCUUUUUUUUCAUAACAUAUCAUUAAUUUUUAUUCUAGGAGAUAUUACGAGACAUGGGGAUCACCAUAAUGGGGGACAUCAUUGCCAUUUUAAGGCAUGGCAAAGAAGUUCAUGCUCAGAGUGAACGAGAGAAGUCAGCAAAGGAGAUGGUGGCUGUUACUGACGCUUCAUCUGUGUCAUCCUCUCCUGGCAAUCAAACUCCCACUGGGUCAAAACGCAAAUCAACAGCUGCCAGUCGCAUGGUGGAUCACUGGAUUAGCAAUCAGAGAGUACAGAGUGGAACGAGCAGUCCUGUACAAGAUGCUGAAUCAAUAUCACCAUCCCCGGCCAAGAAAAAUCUCAAAAUUCAAACAACCGUGUCCAAAGACAAGCCUCGGACAAUCGGCAGUCACAAAACAUUAUCUCAAAGGUUUGGUGGUAAAGAUGCAAAAGUGACCAUCUCUAGCACACCAAAGUUAGCUGUGACGUCGCCAAAAUCGCCAGACGAGCAGACAUUGAAGGUAAAAAUGCCUCAAGGAUCUACUGAACGAAGCAAGAAGCUGAUUGCCAAGCAAAAACAGGCCGCUGCUACAGCUGCAGUAAACAAAGCGAAAGUGAUUAAGAGGCAGUCGGUUUUUGAUCGCCUGGGAAAUGAAAGCCCUCCGUUGAAAGAGAGUCCCAAAGAACCAGAAAAGAAGACCGAGGUUAAAAUGUUGAAACCUCUGAAAACAAGUGUUACGGUACAGUUGAAGGAUAAAGCACAAGGAUCAGUCUUCAGUCGUCUUGGUGGCUUGGCAACGACCCCAGAACCAACAACAAUUCAAGCAGUGAACCCAAGAAUUCGAAUCCCUUCAGGCGACAAGGCUCCUGGCGCGAUUGACUACACAAGUCACAGUGUACUCCAACCGGUUAAACGAAAAGGAGAACCAGCUAAACCGGUCAAACCAGUAAAACCGGUCAAGAGAUCCAUAGGGCUUAUGUCAGAUGGAGACGAAAAGUCCGUUUUUGCGCGCCUGGGUUCGAAAGUGUAAACUUGUUUCAACUGGUGUUGUGAAACGGAAAUGCAAUAUCAUAAUAUUCCGUGUGGAGUAUGAUGCGGGCUUUUAUUGGCGCUUGUCGCUGCUACACGAGGUUAAGUUCUUAUCGAAGUGACUGUUCAUUUUAGCAGAGUUAUAGCGUCGUUAUUUUAACUGAUGGUUUGCGCUUUCUAUCAGGAAAUCCUCGUCGCUCUACACUAUAGCUCGAAUUCUCCCACGGGUGAGUUUGUUGAGUCGGAAAUGCCGAAUUCUAUUAACACUCCCGGGACAAAAAUAUUUUGUUGUUUCAAACGAAAUGACUCUUCGUUCUUACAUAGCGCGAACUUUUAAUGUUACCGAAUUCUAGUUACAAGAAAUAUAAUAAAACUAAGGAAAAAGCAAUUUGAGUUGACUUAUAAAUAUGGAGCACAAUGGCAGUUCCCGGCAGCCAUAUUGGUCUCCCCAAAAAACGAACCGGCAGUCGUUUUGGUGUACCAAACCAAUUCUGUGGGAGUUGAACUCUUUCCUUUUGUUCCAAUAAAUUUGCAUGGCUGCAUCGAAAUACUGGGGUCUGAUUGGCUGUCAGCAGGUUCUAUUUAGCAUCUUACUGGUCAGUUUACGCGUCAUGCUUUCUAUUAUUAGACAGUGCGCGUCAUUUUUGUGCGCUGCUUCAAGACAGUUGCGCUUUGAUGCGAAAUAAAGCUAGACAAGUAUAACAGUUGUUUGAAGUACGAGUAACCUGAUCCUGUACUGACUUCAAUAUCAAAUUUUAAAAACUGUAACUCGGGCUUUCUGCUUGUUUUCGGCAUCGAUUAAUCUCGAACUCCUUCCCAAAAGUGCUAUCGUACAAGAAGCAGUUUCAAUUCUAAAUUGUAGUAAAAUCAAACACCUUGCCCAGCUAUCAAUAACUAAGGAUUAAAUCACGUUGGAACCCCGUUCAUUCGGUCAUCAACGGGCCACAAAAUCUGGCCGUAUUGAACGGACCCUUUCAAUAAGGAAAUGACCGACUGAGCUUUUUUCGGGCCAGAAUGAAGUGGCCGUAUUAACGGGGUGGUCGUAAGGCGGGGUUUUACUGUACAGAUCUGUACACCUUUCUUGAAAUUACAACCAAUCAACCAUGCAGCUGACGCGAAGCGCGGGAAUACAUGCGAGAGUUACGACUGGUUUUGGUUUUACAGUUGGUCCCCGCUAAUUCCAACUAGCUUAUUUCGAAUUCCCGUUAUCACGUACUCACAAACCAUUUUCCUUGGAUUUGCCCUUCAGUCAAUUUCUAUCAGCCAUUUUGAACUCCCGUUAUUUUAGACUAUUUCUCGUUUUCCCUGACUCAGGGAACCCCGCUAUUUCGAACUCCGAGUGUCUGUAGUUCUUAUUGCGUGAUAAAGUGACGCAAGUUUUUAUCAAGUUAAUGGCGUAGUGAGGUAAUGCAAAACCAAAGUAAAUGCGAAUCACUUCAGCAACAAUAGAGUGAAAACCGCUCGAACUUGAAGUUACCUCAUUGAUUUAUUUGUUUCAUCUAUUUGAUAGCAAGGGGCUUUAUUAGAGGCGGGGGCUAUCUCAAAACUAGACUACAGUACAUCACAUGCGAUACAAACAAAGGUAAGAAAAACUAGCCAGAACAGUGGCAGUGAUAUGAGACCACAAUACAGUACUGUGAAUGAUUCAAUAUAAAGGCCUCACCCAUGAGUAAAAGUUGUUUUUCUUCAACAAUUAAGAACCUGAUUGAGAACCUACGUAGUCUAAUUUCACAGUAAACACCAUUUAACUAAGAACCUAUGGAGGCUAACUUGAAAAAAUUAUUGGGUUCUUAUACCCGGAUUUUUACUGUAGUAAUUGAACUAAGUGAAGAACAAGUGAG